This is a messenger RNA of Anopheles aquasalis, 2923 nucleotides long. Its product is annotated as solute carrier family 35 member E1 homolog. Lineage: Eukaryota; Metazoa; Arthropoda; Insecta; Diptera; Culicidae. The record is from RefSeq and is a predicted model, not a curated record.
GCGACAACGACGAGGACGACGACGAGGGCGACAACGACGAGGACGAUCCGUGGCCGCCCGUCGAAAAGGCGCCGUAGCUCCGGUGUGUGUGUGUGUAAGCAGGCCGCGUUUCCCCGCUCCCAUCCCGUGCCCACAGCACCAGGCGCACCGCAACGAGGAAGGAAAUGGCGAUACUGCUCAAGCGCCCGAUCGGGACGCUGGUCGGUGGGCUGAACAGUGCGACGGGUGGUGGCCGUACACCGCUGCUCGGUUCCGGAGAAACAACGGCCAACGGUGGGACCGCCACCGGGACGAUCACGAAUCCGGGUGGUGGCACCACCAGCAGCACCACCACUACCCGCCAAACGCUCACGGUUGUGUUUUUGUGUGUCCUGUGGUACGUGGUGUCGAGCAGCAACAAUGUGAUCGGCAAGAUGAUCCUGAACGUGUUCCCGUACCCGAUGACGGUCACGAUGAUCCAGCUGACCAGCAUCACCGUCUACAGUGGCCCAUUCUUCAACCUGUGGGGCGUCCGGAAGUACGUGGACAUCUCGUGGCGCUACUACAUGAAGUUCAUCGUUCCGCUCGCCCUCGGCAAGUUCCUCGCCUCCGUCACCUCGCACAUCUCGAUCUGGAAGGUGCCCGUAUCCUACGCUCACACCGUCAAGGCAACGAUGCCACUGUUUACCGUGAUCCUGUCGCGGCUGAUCAUGCGGGAGCGGCAGACGAAGGCCGUCUAUCUGUCGUUGGUACCGAUCAUCGUCGGGGUCGGAAUCGCCACGCUGACCGAGCUAUCGUUCGAUGUGAUCGGACUGCUGAGUGCGCUUGCCGCCACAAUGGGCUUCUCACUGCAGAACAUCUUCUCUAAGAAGGUGCUGAAGGAGACGGGUGUGCACCACCUACGGCUGCUGCAUAUCCUUGGCCGGCUCGCCCUCUUCAUGUUCCUGCCGAUCUGGUGCUACGUCGAUCUGUGGAACGUGAUGAAGCAUCCGGCGAUCACAACCGGCGACUACCGUGUGAUAGCGCUGCUGUUCACCGACGGCGUACUCAACUGGCUGCAGAACAUCCUGGCCUUCAGCGUGCUGUCACUGGUGACGCCACUCACGUACGCGGUGGCGAGCGCGAGCAAGCGUAUCUUCGUGAUCGCCAUCUCGCUGUUCGUCCUCGGCAAUCCGGUCACCUGGGUGAAUGUGUUGGGUAUGAUGGUGGCCGUGCUGGGUGUGCUGUGCUACAACCGUGCCAAGUACUUUGCCCGUCGCCACCAAACUCUGCUACCGUACGCCUCCUCCUCCUCCUCCGCCAACACGGUGCGUUAUCAGCCGCUUCCCACAGCCAAGGGUCCUCCGAUGGCACCGUCGCAGAAUAUGCUGCUGGCGGCGAACGAGGCAUUCCUGGGGGGUCUCGGGGGCCCGACCAAUGCCACGCCGACGGCAGCAGCAGGCACGACGACCACCUCCAGCAGCACCAACGGCAUGAUGCCGGCGACGGCUGCGUCGCUAGGUUUACCGACCACAUUCAAUCCCACCAUCAACAAUGCCGCCGGCACCGCCACAGCCACCAGUGCCAACGGAAGGCUACUGUUCGUCUAGACCAUACGGGCUGAGCACAGCGCCGCUGAUCGUACGAUUCCCUAGAUUUCUGUGCUACCGUUAGUUCGUUACUCGUACGGGGUUGCUCAGUAUAGAUAGCGCAGGGAUAACACGGGCUUCGCACGGGCUGCCGGCGUCGCAAUUGGCCUACGGGUCGACGCCGACCUUCCCUAGGAAAGCGGUAAGCGUUUACCGUCGCCUUUCCCACUUGUUUUUUUUUUUUAGUAAAUGCGUAUGCGGAAGGAUUGGCAACCGAGUAUAGUAUAGUAAAAGCGAAGAAGAGCGCUACAGACAGCCUUCCCCGCCUGAGAAGGAAGAAGACUGUCGAGAAACACGUAAAGCAAUCUGGGCCCAAUAAUGGCUCUUAGGAAUAUUUAUAUAUUAUUUAAUCACCCCGCGAAUCCGACGACGGCUACCAUUGCUACUAUAGUUGUUGCAAUUUAGCGUUUAUUAUGUUCUGAAACCGUCCCUUCAUUCCCUUUCCACGCUAAACCAAACAACCGAAAACCUUAAUUGUGGCUUUGUGUUGUCUUUUUUACAACAGUAUUUUCCUUUCCCACGUACGCUUGAUUUUCACGCUGCAGUGAGUUUUGUAACACAUAUUAGUACGGGUUAUGUUUAUUUCGACUUGCUUUUUCGUUUGUCACACUCAACUUGCUCCAUCUCAAAACGCCGCAGAAGGUAGGAUGUUCUGACCGUCUCUUAAACUUUUACUGUGUGUACUCUAAACUGGAAGGUUCGCCAGCGCCACAUCGACCUUCGACAAACACGUGUAAAUAGGCUAGCAAUAGAGCGAACGGACGAACGAGGAUGGAAGGUGAGGGCAAGCUGGGAAGAAAGGCAUCAUUUUGGAUGUUGGCUUAGAGGUAUUAUAGUAGACAAAGUGAACUCAAGCAACGAGAGCGGAAAGUCGAUCCCGAAGCGAAAUCCUCUCUACGACGACACCCCCGAGGGACGAUCAGUGUUGGGUAUGGUUGGUUCGCCUCUGGGCCCCCAAUUUGAGAAUUGUACAUAUGUAGAAAUGCACUCACCUCAUCUCUCAAUCUACAAUCCUUGAGAAGGGGCAGAUUGGAGGUAAACGAAGGUAGCCAAGGGCCGUACAAGAGCUUCAGAAUAGGUAAUUAGUGUGAAACGGAGAUUGUGUAUAAGGAUUCACGGACGCAGAGAAAGGAUCAGCAGCGGGUCCACCGGCUUCACGGCUUCGUCUGCCCCUGUAGCCUUGUAUAGGUAGGAAUCGCUCGGUAGUUCGGUGCUAUGGAUGGGCCCACAAAGAGGGCUCAAUGAGAUGCGAUGAAAUGUGAUCGACGGAGUGGUUAAAACAGGGAGCUCCAGAUCAAUAAAAGUGUUAUCACAGA